AUGGAACCUUUUAGUAAUUGGGAAGAAGUGGCUACUUCAAACCCAUCCAAUAGAGUACCUUUACCUCAUGAAGAUUUUGAUCAAUAUUUUACUGGAUAUGCCGAAGUGGAGAAUAUGUUCAACGAGACAUUGACAGGUUUACAAGACUUGGAUGUGCCUUCUGGAUUUGUAAACCAAGACCUCAGACAACAACAACAGGAGCUACAAGCUGUAAGAGGGCAUCAGGUAAAGCAUAGUCGAGGAAUGAGUGGUACGGCUAUUUUUGGAUUUGCUGAGCACAACAGGGAGUUAUCUAUAUCAGGAUUGACAGGCGAUUUAUACAAGGCAGCGAAACCAUCCAUGGAUAUGGGAAAAUCAAUAUCUCCAGGACAGUUGAUUAACUCUUUAAAUGGACAAACAGAACAAGUUGGUUUACCCUCAGUCGCCUUAGAUUUUAACUUCCCUAGUGAAAUUCAAAAACCAUUACACUUCGCAGAAGAAGAAGAGUAUGAAUAUGAACAAACGAAACCUAAGAAAGAUACUAAGCAGGACUAUAUUGUUACGAAUAAGAACCCUAAAUCGUACAAAUUUCCACCUUCUCCCAAACUGCCACCAACAAAGGAUUCAGAGUCAGUAAUCGAGCCAAAACAGUAUAAAUCUGUUAACCAAUAUUCUGUUAAGUAUUUACAGGAACUUAAUAAAAUCAACAACACAGCUUCCUUGAAGCAAAAUCAAGAAACAUAUACCGAUGAUAUCGAACCUCUAUUGCAAAAAGGAGCUGAAAGUGAACCCAUUACGUAUACUAAUCCACCUGUUGGUGAGUAUACCAAUAUUCCAGAAUCUCAGCAGUCUACCCCUUUCAAUAAUCAUACAGUAUACAAAUAUAUUCCAAUUCCAACCCAGAAUCCUACAUUAUUUUCAAAUACAACUCAAGAACAAAGAAAACUUGAUCAAAAUGAUUUUCCAUUGAAUAUAAAGAACAACGCAUACUUACCUCCACCACCAUCAACGCCGGGUUUAACAAACGGUUCUCCAGAUUGGAAUUCAUCCCCAGAACCACAAUCUCCUUCCCCUAGUAGGGCUGUACUAAACUCUUGCCAGAAUAAUUCAAGAUUCUCUUCGCCAAUUCGUCCAAAUAUGAGAAACGGAAGAAAUGAUUUUUAUACACCACAAUUCUUUUCCGAUGAUAAUGGAAACAUAACAAAUAACAAUAUAUUGAAAAGCAAUAUCCAAAGCGAACAGAGCUCUUCGCCAGUUUUUCAAUCGACUCUUAAUUCGUCACCAAUCAAAUUUUAUACAAGUCCAUUGAGAAAUGCCCCACCAACUGAAGAUGAUACCAUGGAUGCAAAUGCAACAAUCACUCAAUUGACUCCAUUGAAAAACCAAACUCCAAUGAAUCCAUCGAAGAAUAAAGUAACAUUGGAAUGGAGUCCAAUAAUUUCUCCAAAUGCUAAAUCUUCAAAAGAUGUAAAGAAGGCACUUAAAGAAUCUUCACCUAAAAGAAGGGUUAAGAAGACUUCUUUAUUACCACCCGGUGAAUUGGAUCAGUACUGGGAUGGUCCAGAUGAACACAAGAUAUUUACAUGCACCUACAAAAAUUGCGGAAAGAAAUUUACUAGAAGAUAUAACGUUAGAUCUCAUAUUCAGACUCAUCUUAGUGAUAGGCCGUUUGCAUGCUCAUAUUGUCCAAAGAAAUUUGUUAGACAACAUGAUUUGAAUAGACAUGUAAAAGGACAUUUGGAAGCACGGUAUUGCAAAUGUGCAUGCGGUAAGGAAUUCACAAGGUUGGACGCAUUAAGAAAACAUAGGGCAAGAAAUAUAUGCAUUGGCGGUGUUGCAAGUAAUGAAAAUCACUGUAUUACAAAACCUCCAAGAAAAGAUAAAGUUGAAAUCCUAGAUGGUAUGACUUCUGAAAGGCUUUCUGAAGAUAUACAGGCUAUCUUGCCACCAUUAGAAGGUCCAUCACCAUCAGAUUGA
This is a messenger RNA of Debaryomyces fabryi, 1956 nucleotides long. RefSeq names its product DNA-binding transcription factor (gene ACE2). Gene Ontology annotation, cellular component: nucleus. The transcript has a single exon. The coding region runs from base 1 to 1956 and encodes 651 amino acids. NCBI's taxonomy places the organism in Eukaryota, Fungi, Ascomycota, Pichiomycetes, Serinales, Debaryomycetaceae. The record is from RefSeq and is a predicted model, not a curated record.